Durio zibethinus is the source of this 1095-nucleotide messenger RNA. Its product is annotated as transcription and mRNA export factor ENY2-like. The record is from RefSeq and is a predicted model, not a curated record. Gene Ontology annotation, molecular function: transcription coactivator activity. Gene Ontology annotation, biological process: mRNA export from nucleus; positive regulation of DNA-templated transcription. Gene Ontology annotation, cellular component: nuclear pore; SAGA complex. Lineage: Eukaryota; Viridiplantae; Streptophyta; Magnoliopsida; Malvales; Malvaceae.
CCCAUCUGUCUUCUUCUUCUUCUUCUAGCUGUCUCGGAGUUAUAAAAUCUUCUCCAAUUUCUUCACAAAUUUUCUUUCUUUUUUUUGAGCUUUAACAUCAUGAAAAAUUCAGUAAAUCGACCACCAACCCCAGAUGCUGCAGAAGAUCAAGGGAAAGAACCCACCCUUCAAGAAAUUAUUAACCUCAAGUUAAUUGAGAGUGGGGAAAAAGAGAGGUUAAUGGAGCUAUUAAGAGAAAGGCUUAUAGAAUGUGGUUGGAAGGAUGAGAUGAAAGCCCUUUGCAGGGCAUAUAUUAAGAAGAAAGGAAGAAAUAAUGUCGCUGUGGAUGACCUUGUGCAUUUGAUCACCCCAAAAGGCAGAGCUUCCAUUCCUGACUCCAUAAAGGCUGAGCUAUUGCAAAGAAUUCGUUCGUUUCUCAUGUCCACUGCUCUAUGACCAUCAGUAUGCUUUGGUUAUGGCAAAGAGGUAGGAAAGCAAUAGAGCUAUUGCUACUUGCUAAAUGGGUUUCAAUGGAAGUCUUGUUAGGGCUUGGCUUUAUCAAUAGGUCUUGUUGAAAGGUUAAGGUGAUGUUAUGUACUUGGAAUAGCGGAAUACCAUUAGGCCAAUGGAAUGAGCAGGGUUUGCAUCAAGUAGGAUAGAAUUCCAUUUAACCAUUCUUGGUUGGAUGGGAUCAGCAAGUUAUAGAGUUUCUAAUUGUCCACUAUCGUUUCUAUUCCCUGUUACUGUCAGCUCCCAGGUUUAAACAAAACCAUAGGACAGAAAAACUGUGCAUUAGAUUAACAAUGUUGAUUAUUUAAGCCCACUGCUUGAACCUAAGCUUAUCCUUCUUCCUUCGAGAAGGCUGACUUUAUGAUGAUCCAUUGUCUUCUUAUACUUCUUUGAUGAGUACCCUUUUAUACGCCUUUAGGUAACCUGGAGCUUUUGGAUUCAAAGUUGUUACCACAUAAUGUAAUGUUUCAUGGUAAAAUUAUUUCCCCUUGUUUCUUUAGGUGUUUUGUUUCAGUCUCCUAGUGAGCAUGGUUGUUGUAAAAAAGAACAUUUACACUGAAAACUUAAUUAAGAUAUCUUAAUAUCAUCUUUGGGAUUUUGAGAAUU